Cucurbita pepo subsp. pepo (vegetable marrow) is the source of this 2849-nucleotide messenger RNA. RefSeq names its product transcription factor bHLH143. NCBI's taxonomy places the organism in Eukaryota, Viridiplantae, Streptophyta, Magnoliopsida, Cucurbitales, Cucurbitaceae. The record is from RefSeq and is a predicted model, not a curated record.
ACAUUAAGCGUGCAUUUCGUCUUCCGAGUCUCCACUGUUCUUCAACAGUUCCCUCUCCUCUGCUCUCCUCUCUGCCUUCCAUUUCCUUUAUCUCUAACCUUUUCAAUCUCUUUUUCCCAUUCCCCUCUCGAUCUUUCCACGAUUCGGCUAAAAGGUAACUUAGGGAAGUGACUGGGAGCCAUAUAAGAACAUUAAUAUGCCUUGGUCGGGUUCUACUGUGGAUGUGUUCCACAAAGUUGUGCGCCUGAAAAUCUGUUGCUGGGUUAUACUAUAAUUCAUUUCUUGUCCCAUUGAACAUUUCUUACUUCAGUUCUUAUCAGCUUCAUAUCAUCUAAUCAUGGGAUCCAAUCACUUUUUCAUCAUUGCCUCUGAUAUAUACAUCAGCUGAAGCCAAUUUUAGGACUUCAAUCUAUUUUUCUUCUUAGUUUAGUUCCCCUGUGUUAUGUUUGAUGGUUGGUGUACUCUGAAUUUCGACGAACCCGCUUGGCCUUUGUUACAUUGUGUUGUCCCUUCUGGCUCAUAUUGUUUUCAUCAUCCUUAGCUUAGUAAAGGGUUAAAGAGUAGUUAUGGUGUGCCAAUCAGCGAGCCAAACACGAUUUCGGGCUUUGAAAUAUGAAAAUGGGAUUGCAGGGAAGCCAACAAUAGUUAUUAAAGUGAUUGCAUGUUUUCAACCUCCACAGAAUUGCCAGGCUGAGUACUUCCGUCAGUUGCUCAAACCUGUCACGUAGAUCGAUUUGCGAUUUUUACGAUAAUCUUGAGCUGAAGUUUUUCACUUUUGUUCUUUUAAUUGUUUGUUUCUGAAAGAAUCAGCGCAUAAUUGAACAGCGGAAAUCAGAGACAUAUUAAUCUUGUGGUGAUUGUUUUUUGUUGGAUGGUUAAGACUGGAGAUUCUUGGCCUCAGUCUGGGCAUUCUGCUGGGAACCUGCCCAAAUUUGAUUGCAUGAACGAGUUGUUAAAUCUCAGAUUGCGAUGUCUGAACCGAGACACUUGUAUCUCGUCUGCACAAACGGAGUUUUGGGGUUCUUCUAUUCAACAGGCUGGUUUGAAUUCAGAACCGAGGAAUGGGUUGCCUUAUGGCUCUCCAUUUUAUUCGAGGACCAUGCAUCCCAAUGUACUUCCAUGCCUUUUGAAGAAACAGUAUGAUUCAUCUUUGGAACUUGCUCAAAUAGCUUUACCUGGUUCAAAUACUGAGUUUUCCAAGAGGAAAUUCAUUAUCUUUGAUCAGUCUGGAAAUCAAACAAGUGUAAUGUAUAGUUCUGGUUCUGCUCAGAUCCCCUUGUCGAUUAGUGCGAAAAAAUGCAGUCAUGGCUUAAAUGAUGAUGAAGAAGAAGAAGCUGCUAGAGAUUUUGAUAUAAAAAGUUAUUUAUAUCACAAAAGUCCUUCGACAAAUGAAAUUGUUGCUGGUGAGGAGAGCGAGAUGCAUGAAGACACUGAAGAAAUAAACGCUUUGCUUUAUUCAGAUGAUGACAAUCACUGGAGCAGUGAUGAUGAAGUAACUAGCACUGGUCAUUCUCCACCGCUGAUUAAGGAACUUUAUGAUAAACAAAUUGAGGAAAUGAAUGAAGAAGUUGCUAGUUCUGAUGGCCCCAGAAAAAGGCAGAGAUUGCUAGAUGGUAGGCACAAGAACUUGUCAGAUGCCCCUUUUUCAAAGAAAGUAGAUGCAUUUAACAACUACGAAGUUGAUACGAAAUCGAGUUACUCUGGCGACGAUAGCCAAGGACAUCUAAUGGAUUACGGUUUGGGGAAAUUUUCAUCGAAACAAGAUAAGUUACGAGAGACUUUGAAACUUCUUGAAAGCAUGGUUCCUGGUGCUGAGGGCAAGCCCCCGACGUUGGUCAUCGAUGACGCUAUAGACUACUUGAAAUCUCUAAAGUUUAAAGCAAAAGCUAUGGGGUUGGUUGCCACGCUACCUCGCAGUGAUGUGGGUCAAGGAUGUCAGGAUGGGAAAGCAAAAGUGGCGAGCAAAGAUUUCUUUCCAGAAUGAUUGUUGAAUUUGAAAAGUUGGGUUGGGUAGCUUUUAUGGGACCCCAUGGACAUUAAGGGGCUGUAUUAUUGGGCUACUAAAGGAAUUUAAGUAAUAUGCAGACACUGCUCUUUGCUUGCUGCCGUUGAAGACAAACUGGGUAAUGUUGACUAGAAAUGAUGAUUUACUUGCUUUUGGGGCACUAAAGAUUGGAGGAAUCACUGGGAUUUGACAACUUAGGAGGUGACAAUGGAGGGAUUUGUUGUGUUUUUUUGAAGGACCCCAUGAAUUUAGUGCAUGCGCAUUUGGUAACUUAGGCCCCACGGUCCACUCAACUCGACUCGACCCGCGUUCUCUAUAUUUUUCUCUGCCUUCUCUUUAACUUGUAUGAAUAUAUUAUAAAGAAACACUGCAGAUAAUGUAAGAAAUUGGAAAAGUGAUCCAAGUGCAAGAGAUUGUGAGAGUGUAGCAAUGCGUUUCAUGAUGAUAUGGUGGGAGCUGCGCUGGAGUUGCCCUUUAAUCAAAGAUAUGCUCUAAAGGUAAGCUUGUUUCUCUCUUUUUUCCUUGCAAAGUGGGAAGUGAUUGCUUUUUGUAUAGAAAGUUGUGGUGGUGGUGGUGGUGGUGGUGCUUUGCUGCUGCUUGUGGUGAACUUCCUCUGAUGUUGGCUUUAGUUUUUAGAUUUUGUUGGUUUUUGAUGGUCACUGUGGGCUUCCCUGUUGGUUUGUGAGUUUGAGUUUGGAAAUGAUGAAUAAUUAGUGGAUGAAUGUGUUAUUGUUCUUAGUUUUCAUUGUUUAAUUCUGUCUGGUUUGCUUUGUUUGUACUACUCCCACUUCUAUGUAAUAAUGAUAAUUGGAUUUUGAUGAAAUUGGAGCUGUGUUUCUUGUGA